Molecule: messenger RNA, 1203 nt
Organism: Phyllopteryx taeniolatus (common seadragon)
Lineage: Eukaryota; Metazoa; Chordata; Actinopteri; Syngnathiformes; Syngnathidae
Gene: timd4
Product: T cell immunoglobulin and mucin domain containing 4
Exons: 8
Coding region: 238-1041 (267 amino acids)
Source: RefSeq, a predicted model, not a curated record
AUAGAGUUGUGAGGGUACAAAACACACAGCCAACAUUCAGCACGAAUCAAUGAAGUCUUUAUCAUUGUCUGUAACACCCACCCACCCACGCGUGCACACACACACACACACACACACACACACACACACACACACACACACUAAGAGCUCCGUCAUAGGGUCAGUGUGUGUCAGUGAGUCCUCCGACAAUUAGCACACACACACACACACACACACACACACACACACACACACACCAUGAUGGCCUCUGCGUCGCCUCGCCGCCGUCUCACGCCGCAGACCUUCGCCGCUGUGUUCCUCCUCAUGUCAGGCGGCGGAGUUCCCGUUUCCUGUUUUAAAGUGACCGAAGGUGGCGUGGCAUCCCUGUCUUGUCAGUACUCUGUGCAGCGUUAUGGCCUGAGUCGGGUGUGCUGGGGCCGCGGCUGCGGGACCCUCUGGUGCAGCAACAUCCUGAUCCAGACCGACGAGAAUGGUGUCAUCUCCAAGGCGGAGGACCGCUACCGGCUGACAGGCGACGUACUGGAAGGACAGAUGGACCUGGACAUCGCGGACGUGAGGAGAAGCGACAGCGGGCCCUACUGCUGCAGGGUGGACAUUGACGGGCUCUUCAACGACAAGAAGGUGAUCAUGAACCUGCGGGUGGUCAAAGCUUCAAUCAACAGUCCUACAACAACGUUGUCAUCUUCAACAACGUCUACGACGACAGCAAAAGUAACAGACGGGUCGACUUCCGGGGUUAACAGGAAAACACAGCAGUUGCCUCAGCUGGACAAGAGGAACUCAACAAUGCUGCACUCCACCAUCAUCACUGUGAUCAACCCUCCAGCGUCGCUCUCCCUUCACAUCAAUGUUCCUGUCCUGUCGCUCUCCCUCGCCGUGCUGAUAACACUUGCUGCUGUUAUCUUCUCUCUGGCCUUCAAACGGGGGUUAUACAGACCAGGUUUAAGGAGUAGCUGUUUUUCCGACGAGGAACCUCCUCAUAUUAUCUACGAGAUCAGGAUGAGAAGACCAGUUCAGGAGAACAUCUAUACUCUUGACUAGAUUCAGUCACGUAAUGUCAACUGGAAUGAAUUUGAAUUACAUCUACAUCCUCCACGAUGCCCAUUAUCUAGGCUAUCUGUUUUAAUACUGUACUUGUUUUUACACAUUUAACCAAAUGAUGUUUUCUUGCUCUUAAACUGUGAAUAAACGUACUUUUGGUCA